This is a messenger RNA of Acipenser ruthenus (sterlet), 685 nucleotides long. RefSeq names its product protein S100-A11-like. The record is from RefSeq and is a predicted model, not a curated record. Lineage: Eukaryota; Metazoa; Chordata; Actinopteri; Acipenseriformes; Acipenseridae. Gene Ontology annotation, cellular component: perinuclear region of cytoplasm. Bases 364 to 681 code for a protein of 105 amino acids. The transcript has 3 exons.
CCGACAUUAAAUAGUUCAGAUGUCUUUGGGUUAGUCAAAAUGGGCUUUUAUUGUUCCAAAACUUAAGAAGUAGUGUUCUGUAGGCCUGCAUUUAUAAUAAAACGCCAGAGAACAAGAUGUUUUCCAUUUCUGGUGUUUCAAAAGCUCACCUCGUUCUGCCACUUUAGACAGACAGCCAGAUGUUUUAAACAAAAAAAAAAAAAAAAAAGCAUUGUCGUUUUGCACAGUCGGGAGUGAGUGGGCGGGCAGUGGAUUGGAAAUAAGGAAAAGGGCCAGGAAAGGCAUUCAGACAGCGAAAGACAAGUUCACAGUUUGAUUUCACGACUACAGAAAGUACAAAUCCUGCUGUAAACAUUCCUCUCAAUGGCGGAACGGAGAUGCACAGAAGUGGAGAGUGCCAUCGACACGCUGGUCACUGAGUUUCAUAAAGCAGCCAACAACAGAGCCACUGUGAGCAGCGCUGGACUCACAAACCUGGUCUCCAGCCAGCUUCCCAACCGAGUCAAGAACUCGGAGGACCCGGCGGUCAUGGCUGCCCUGAUGAAGCAGCUGAACAUCAAGGACAGCGAAGGGAUCACGUUCCAAGAGUUCUGGGGGCUGAUCAGACAGCUGGCCACUACAGAGCACGAGCAGAGCUACAAGCAGAAGAAACCUGUGGAGUGCACCUGCAGGCUGGCCUGAACCU